AUCAAUUGGAUUAUACGCCUGCAAAUAUAAAAUGAUGUAACUUAGAAAUCUCAACAUUAAAUAGAGUAGCUAUAAGAAAACGAUAUAUAUUUGAUUUCAAUCACCAGAAAUAACUACUACUUUAUAUGAUCUUAGGUCUCUCAAUCUAAUUUUCCAAUGGUUGUGGAAAUAUAUUUCAUAGUUAUAUGUCUACUCACUUUGAGUUUAGCUUUUCUCCUCACGAAAUUUCUCUCAAAAAGUAAAAUUAAAAAUGUUCCAAAAGGAUCUAUGGGAUAUCCUCUCAUUGGAGAGACAUAUGGUUUUCUUAAAGCACUGAGGCAAGACAAGGGCUCUGAGUGGUUAGAAGAAAGGGUAGCUAAAUAUGGUCCUGUCUUCAAAACUUCCAUAUUGGGUUCCCCUACUGUGUUUAUUAUUGGUCAACAGGGAAACAAGUUUGUUCUUGGUUCCUCACAUGAUGUUCUUUCUAGUAAGAAACCUCCAACACUUCAAAGGAUUUUUGGAAAACAAAGCCUACUUGAACUCACAGGAUCAAGGUUCAAGUUGGUUAAGGGGGAAAUGCUGAAAUUCUUGAAACCUGAAUGCCUUCAAAACUAUGUAGAAAAGAUGGAUGAAUUAGUGAAAACAGUAUUAUUGAGAGAAUUGAAAGAGAAUAAAACAAUUGAAGUUGUGAGGUUGAUGAAGAAACUGACCUAUGAUAUGGCUUGCAAUAUAUUGUUUGACAUAGAUGAACAAACAAGGGAGGUUUUGUAUGAAGAUUUUAUCUUAGCAUUUAAAGCAAUUCAUUCUCUUCCCAUCAAUUUCCCUGGAACCUCACUUUGGAAAGGCCUAAAGGCUAGAGAAAGAAUUGUGGACAAAAUACUUCCAAUUAUGAACAAAAGAAGGGAGGAAUUGUCAAAAGGAGUUCUAAGCUCUACUAACGAUAUGAUUUCAUGCCUUCUUGCAAUAAGGGAUGAAAAUAAUCAACCUUUAGAUGAAGAAAUGAUUGUUGGCACUUUUAUUUUUAUAUUUGUUGCAGGUCAUGACACAUCUGCUACUCUUAUGACCUUGAUGAUAUGGAAGUUAUCUAGAGAUCAAGAGGUUUACAAUAAUGUUUUAGAAGAACAAAUGGAAAUCAUAAAGCAAAGGGAAGGAAAUGAAGACAGGCUAACAUGGGGAGAGAUACAAAAUAUGAAAUACACAUGGAGAGUUGCUCAGGAGUUGAUGAGAAUGAUCCCUCCUUUGUUUGGGGCCUUUAGGAAAACAAUCGAAGAUACUAAUUACGAAGGAUAUGACAUACCAAAAGGGUGGCAGGUAUAUUGGGCAUCAUGUGGAACUCAUAUGAACAAAGAUAUAUUCGAGAAUCCUGAAAAGUUUGAUCCAUCUCGUUUUGAAAAUCGAACCAAGUCAAUUCCACCCUUUUCUUACAUCCCAUUUGGUGCAGGGCUUCACUAUUGCAUAGGAAAUGAGUUUGCUAGGGUUCAAACCUUAACCACUAUUCACAAUUUUGUGAAGACAUAUGAAUGGUCUCAAAUGAACCUAGAGGAAACAAUUACUCGUCGACCAAUGCCAUAUCCAUCCUUGGGUCUCCCAAUUAAGAUCAAACCUAGAUGCAAUAUGUCUUAAACUUUCUUGUUCUAUCUUAUAUGUUCUAUGCCCAGAUUUCCUAGACUCACAAAAUCCCACAUUUACCAUGUCAGUAACCGUUGUAUCGAGAUCGGACAAUACAUAUUUUAAAGUUGGAAUCUUAGAUUUUUUAAGAAAAGAAAUAAAAAACCUACUUGAAAUUUGCAUCAUCGAAUUUUGAUCAUACAAUCAUCGAGUAACUGCGUGAAUGCAUAGUUUUGACUAAUUACAUUGAAUCCAUGUUCAUGUACUAUGUAGUUGGUGUUGUUUCUUGUCAUGUCAUAUGUAAAAUGUUCCUUUUUUUUUUUUUGGAAAGAAUCAUGUAAGGAGUCAACAUAAGGGAAACCUAUAUUGUAUGUUGACUCUUCACGAGAAACCCUAUAUUGUUAACAUUGAUAUAUGGCUUCUAUGAAUUCAUAAUGUCUUUUGUGACUCAAUCAAGUAUUUGAAAUCAAAGUGUGUGCGCUUUUCAAAACA
This is a messenger RNA of Medicago truncatula (barrel medic), 2079 nucleotides long. RefSeq names its product taxadiene 5-alpha hydroxylase. The record is from RefSeq and is a predicted model, not a curated record. NCBI's taxonomy places the organism in Eukaryota, Viridiplantae, Streptophyta, Magnoliopsida, Fabales, Fabaceae. Gene Ontology annotation, biological process: sterol metabolic process. The transcript is spliced from 4 exons. Bases 157 to 1602 code for a protein of 481 amino acids. Gene Ontology annotation, molecular function: oxidoreductase activity, acting on paired donors, with incorporation or reduction of molecular oxygen; heme binding; monooxygenase activity.